Motacilla alba alba is the source of this 2365-nucleotide messenger RNA. It is a transcript of the gene SMG9, whose product is annotated as SMG9 nonsense mediated mRNA decay factor. The transcript has 13 exons. NCBI's taxonomy places the organism in Eukaryota, Metazoa, Chordata, Aves, Passeriformes, Motacillidae. The coding region runs from base 148 to 2223 and encodes 691 amino acids. Gene Ontology annotation, biological process: nuclear-transcribed mRNA catabolic process, nonsense-mediated decay. The record is from RefSeq and is a predicted model, not a curated record.
AAGCGCAGGCCACGCCCUUCCGCGCGCGCGCAGAAGCGAGCACGCCCCGCCCACCGCGCCGCGCAUGCGCGCUGCCUUCUCAAGCAAAAGCCACGCCCCUUAAAGCCGUCCUGAUAAAGCGCAAGCCGCGCCUUCCCGGCUCUGCGCAUGCGCGCCACCGUCUCGGGCAGGCCACGCCCCCCUUUCCCCUCAGGCCGCGCGCGCGCGGGCGGGAAAGGAACCGGAAGCGGCCUCAGGAGCCCUCAGGGGCUGCGGGAGCCCCAAAAACCUCCCCGGGAGCCCCAAAACCCCACCGGGAACCCCCAAAAUCCCACCGGAAACCCCAGAAACCUCCCCGGGAGCCCCAGAAACCUUCCCGGGAACCGCUCGGGGCCUCCCCGGGACCCCCUCAGGAACCUCCGGAACCCUCCCGACCCUCUCAGGAGCCUCCGGAACCCCCAAAAACCUCUCCGGGACCCCCAGAAACCUCCCCGGGACCCCAAAAACAUCCCCGGGAGCCCCAAAAACCUCCUGGGUGCUGCUCGGCGCCUCCCAGGGAUCCCCUCAGGAACCUCCGGGACCCUCCCGACCCUCUCAGGAGCCUCCGGGACGCCCAAAAACCUCUCCGGGACCCUCCGAGGAGCCUCCGGGCCGCCCCCGGGAGCCGCCCGGGCCCCGGUGCCUCCCCGGUGCCGCCGCCAUGUCGGACUCCGGGCAGAGCCCCGCCCCCGGCGCGCGGCGCCGCUGCUGGAACCGAGAGAAGGAAGCGGAGGGAGGCGGAGAGAGGAGGGAGCUGGGGGAGGAGCCAGCGGGGACCCUGCAGAAGACGCCAAUCAUCCUGGCCAAGCCCCCGGCCGAGCGGCAGCAGCCGCCUCCGGCCGCCCCCAAGGCGGGGCCAGCGCAAGCCCCGCCCCCUCCAGCGCCGGCCCCGCCCAUCGUGCUGAUGAAAGCGCGGGGGGAGGAGGGGCGGGGAGGGGGCGGGGCAACAGUGGCCGCGGGGGAGGGGCCACCGCAGGCACCACCCACCGAGAGGGAGGGGCCACGCCCGACCCAGCCUGUCUAUCAACUGCACAGCCGGGGCCUGGCCCCGCCCGCUGCGCUGGACCCUGCCCAGGCCCAGGCGCGGCUGGCGGCGCCCGAGAAGAUGAAAACCAGCAUCAAACUGGUGGACGAGCAGAUGAACUGGUGCGACAGCGCCCUCGAGUUCCUGCUGGAGCAGACGGACGUGCUGGUGGUGGGGGCGCUGGGGCUGCAGGGCACCGGGAAAUCCACGGUGAUGUCGCUGCUGGCCGGGAACCAGCCCGAGGAGGACCCGCGCUCGUUCGUGUUCCGGCCGCAGCCGCCGGAGCUGCGCGAGAGGGGCGGGGCCCAGACCGGGGGCAUCGACCUGUUCGUCACCCAGGAGCGCGUGCUCUUCCUGGACACCCAGCCCAUCCUAAGCCCCGCCCACCUGGAUCACCUGAUCAACAACGACCGGAAGCUUCCGCCGGAGUUCGCGCUGCCGCACGCCUACGUGGAGACCCAGAUCGCCGCCUUCCUGUUCACCGUGUGCCACGUGGUGCUGCUGGUGCAGGACUGGUUCACCGACCUGGGGCUCUACAGGUUCCUGCAGACGGCCGAGAUGGUGAAGCCGCCGACGCCGUCGCCGAGCCACGACUCGAGCGGGGCCGGGGCCGAGGAGCCCUCGGAGUAUUACCCACACCUGGUGUUCGUGCAGACCCGCGCCCCCCCCGAGUGCUUCUCCCCGCGCCGCCUGGGGCAGAUGCAGCGCGUGCUCGGCCGCCUGAUGGCGCACUCGCGCCUCAAGUACCGCGGCUCGCUGUCCAUGCGGGAGCUGCUCCCCUCCCCCCCCGGGGCGCCCCCCGCCCCCCCCGAGCCCGAGGUGAACCUGUUCCUGCUGCCCCCCCUGGAGGAGGAGCCCGAGGACGCCCUGCCCCGAGGUGGGGGAGGGGCGCUGUUCCCCGCCCUGCCCCCCUUCCGCGGCCGGGGGGGGCUGGGGGGGCUCCUGGCCCGGCUGAGGGGGAGGGUCCUGGCGGCCGCGCGCUCCCAGUUAUCCCACAGCCUGCUGACCGAGAGGAACUGGUUCCAUUACGCCGCCCGCAUCUGGGACGGGGUGAAGAAAUCCUCGGCCUUGGCCGAGUACGGCCGCUUACUGGGCUGAACUGGGAGCACUGGGAGCCUCCCCCCGCGCCAAUAAACGGCCAAAACCGCCUCGUCUCGCUCUUAAUUAGCGCCGGGUGUUAAUUAAUUAAUUAAUUUCCGCCCUGAGGCUUAAUUAGGCCUCAUUUCCCUCACGGUGAUUGGAUUCUCGUGGCUCCGCCCCCUUUCCCCUCACGGCUUCCCGCGCUCGGAAAAGGGCGGGAGAACAACGCCACGUGACCAUAGA